Molecule: messenger RNA, 525 nt
Organism: Selaginella moellendorffii
Lineage: Eukaryota; Viridiplantae; Streptophyta; Lycopodiopsida; Selaginellales; Selaginellaceae
Product: glutaredoxin
Exons: 4
Coding region: 47-358 (103 amino acids)
Biological process (GO): cellular response to oxidative stress
Cellular component (GO): cytoplasm
Molecular function (GO): glutathione disulfide oxidoreductase activity
Source: RefSeq, a predicted model, not a curated record
CUAACUCUGACCUCGAAAAUAUUUUCUUCUAUUUGAGCUUACGGCGAUGGCGCUAAGCAAGGCGAAGGACAUUGUGGCGCACAAUCCUCUCGUUGUCUUCAGCAAGACGUAUUGCCCCUUCUGUGUCAAAGUAAAGGAGCUCUUUUCCAGCAUUGGAGCGCAACCUAAAGUCGUGGAGCUCGACUCAGAGGCCGAUGGAGCCGAUCUACAGGCAGCACUGGCCGAAUGGACUGGACAAAGAAGCGUUCCCAGCGUUUUCGUGGGUGGAAAACACGUCGGUGGCUGCGAUGAUACUACUAAAAAGCACAACAGCGGCCAGCUAGUUCCAAUGCUCAAGGACGCCGGACUGCUGAAGUAAAACUCCGAUUCUAGAGGCCAGUUCUUCGAUCUCAUCUCUUUUUCUCAUUUUUGUGCUUUCCUUCAUCCAUCUCAUAAGUUAGCUAUAGAACUUUAGGAGUACCUUCAUACUGUUCUUGCACGAGCUGUGCGUUGCAAGUCGAAUCUCCGCUCCUUGUUUAUCUGAAA